GAGGAGCGGGUGAGUCGGGGCAGAGCCGGCCCCUAAGGGGCGGGCGCCGGGCCGGGCCCUGCGCUUCCUCGAGGGUUGGGCCAGGCUUCGCGGAGAGUGACAGGGGGGAGGAGCCGGGUCCCGGGAGCUGGACCUGGUGCUGGCGGCCGCGGGGGUCGCGCCGGAGCCUGGAGCCGUCUGGUCGGGGCCCCUAGCAGCGGGCGCCCGCCGCUGACCUCUCCGCGCUCGGGCGGGCUUUUGUGCUUUCCCCCUCUCGCUCCCCGCAGCCUGCCCGAGUAUCGUCGACAUGCUGCUGGACGAGGUCCACGCCGGCGACCGGCUGAGCGGGGCCGCGGCCCGCGGGGACGUGCAGGAGGUGCGCCGCCUGCUGUCCCGCGAGCUGGUGCACCCCGACGCGCUCAACCGCUUCGGCCACACGGCGCUGCAGGUCAUGAUGUUCGGCAGCCCGGCCAUCGCCCUGGAACUCCUGAAGCAAGGGGCCUGCCCCAAUGUCCAGGACACCACUGGGGCUACCCCCGCUCAUGAUGCCGCCCGCACGGGAUUCUUGGAUACCCUGAGACUGUUGGUGGAUCAUGGCGCUGAUGUGAACACCCCCGAUGGCACGGGGUCCCUCCCCAUCCAUCUGGCCAUCCGGGAGGGUCACAAGGAGGUGGUGAGGUUCCUGGCCUUGGAGUCCGACCUCCAUCACAGGGACGCCAGUGGCCUAACGCCCCUCGACCUGGCACGGGGGAAAGGGGCCCAGGAGCUCGUGGACAUUCUGGUGGGACACACAGUGGCCCCACUGUGACCUGUCCCCCACCCCUCGCAUCUCCCUCCCCCACAACCGGCAAAGGGACCCUGACGAAUUCCAUUUCAGAAGAGGAGGCUGGUGGAAAAUUCACUUUUUCUCCCCAGUUCCUCCAGCCUCGUUGCCCGAAGGGGGUGGGACCCAGGUUUGUGGCUUGUUGGUGUGGAUUUCUGGGGUGUGUGCCCUUGUGUGAAGGGCUGGCAUUUCUCGUUUGUUUUUCUCGCCCCUUUCUGAUGUGUUGAUGGGAGAAAGGCUGAUGCAGGCAAUAUUCAGGAAACGGUUCUUUUUCCUCCUCCCUUGGACGACCGUCUGACCCACAGGGCAGAGAGCAUUUAAAGUCCCAACCCCAGAGAGAAUGAGGUCACCACUUCCAGGGCUCCUGGCGACCUUGGCUUGCGGUACCAAGAGAAACCUCUGGAGUGCGCCCUGCUUGGGGCCGGGGGAGGGGUGCGCCCCAGAUAUAAGAGCCGGUGGGAUGAGCCUUUUCCGAAUUGGUUGGAAGCUUAUUUUCCCAUCUCUUGUAUAGCGAUUUUCGUUUUUGUUUUUUAAACCUAUUUAUUAAGCCUGAUUGAAAAAAAAGUGUGAUAAUUUAACGAUUUUACCCAUUAAAUUAAGACUUGUGUAAGG
Messenger RNA from Sorex fumeus (smoky shrew), 1414 nucleotides. RefSeq names its product cyclin dependent kinase inhibitor 2D (gene CDKN2D). The transcript is spliced from 2 exons. The coding region runs from base 287 to 787 and encodes 166 amino acids. Gene Ontology annotation, biological process: regulation of cyclin-dependent protein serine/threonine kinase activity; negative regulation of cell population proliferation. The record is from RefSeq and is a predicted model, not a curated record. Gene Ontology annotation, cellular component: nucleus. Lineage: Eukaryota; Metazoa; Chordata; Mammalia; Eulipotyphla; Soricidae. Gene Ontology annotation, molecular function: cyclin-dependent protein serine/threonine kinase inhibitor activity; protein kinase binding.